AUGAGCUCCCGCUGUGUUACAUGCAACCGAUCCUUCAGCAGCGAAGAGGCUCUUCAACAACACAUGCGCGACUCUCCUAUCCAUAGUCCGUCCUACGACUGUGAUAUCUGCGAUCGUUCCUUUGGCAACGACGAGGCUCUUCAACAGCACCUACGCGACUCCCCUGUCCACAAGCGUUCUUAUGACUGCAGCACCUGCGAUCGAUCUUUUGGCAACGAUGAGGCGCUUGAACAGCACUUACGCGACUCUCCUGUUCACAAACCAUCCUAUGACUGUGAUACCUGCAAUCGAUCCUUUGGCAACGACGAAGCUCUUCAGCAGCACCGACGUGACUCACCUGUUCACAGGCCGUCAUAUGAUUGCGAAAGUUGCAAUCGGUCCUUUGGAAACGAAGAGGCUCUUCAACAGCACCUGCGCAACUCUUCUGCUCACAGGUCGUCCUAUGACUGUGAUACCUGUAAUCGAUUCUUUGGCACGGAAGAGGCUCUUCAACAGCACCUUCGAGACUCUUCUAUUCAUCAGCAAAGCACGGAAACACCUUUAGAUGCAUUCUUCCGUUCAUACGCGGCCUUUGACUACGACCGUUCUCUUCCACCACAUAUCUCGUAUGCCAACUUACAGAGACAUAUGGGGUGGCAUCAUGGCCAGCCGGAGUCAGACAAAGCCUGGGAUAAAUACCAAAAAGCUCUUGAGAAGGAGUUUCAAAUGUGGUUUGGUGCGGAAGACGAUUUGGCUGCGUGGCAUGCGCUCUGUCGCGCAAUUGGGAUUAACCCAUUGCCGGUUACCAUUGAGCAAUGCAAGAAGGCUGCACGACGGACGCAUGUCAACAUCGUGGAUCUAAUUGAAAGCAGGCGGGGAAACAAGGAAGGAGUUCAGACCUUUCGAAACGUCAACACGCUACGCGCCUACACCAAGGAGACAAACAAGAUAUUUCGCAAUAGGUUUCACGGAGAAGAUUGCAAAGGUGUUUUGAGACACCUGCUUCGGAACAUAUAUCGCACGAGCUUUUGA
Colletotrichum abscissum is the source of this 1011-nucleotide messenger RNA. RefSeq lists its product as uncharacterized. Gene Ontology annotation, molecular function: DNA-binding transcription factor activity, RNA polymerase II-specific; RNA polymerase II cis-regulatory region sequence-specific DNA binding. The record is from RefSeq and is a predicted model, not a curated record. Lineage: Eukaryota; Fungi; Ascomycota; Sordariomycetes; Glomerellales; Glomerellaceae. The coding region runs from base 1 to 1011 and encodes 336 amino acids. The transcript has 2 exons.